Molecule: messenger RNA, 1382 nt
Organism: Anopheles maculipalpis
Lineage: Eukaryota; Metazoa; Arthropoda; Insecta; Diptera; Culicidae
Product: WD repeat, SAM and U-box domain-containing protein 1-like
Exons: 8
Coding region: 1-1377 (458 amino acids)
Biological process (GO): protein ubiquitination
Molecular function (GO): protein binding; ubiquitin-protein transferase activity
Source: RefSeq, a predicted model, not a curated record
AUGAGUGCUGCAAAGACCACCAUUCUUCAAAAGUUAACUGCUCACACGAGCGAUGUAACGUCGCUGGAUUUUUUCGGAAAUUCGCUGCUGGUGACAGGGUCAAGUGACAAAACGGUACGCGUUUGGCGUUGGGUGGCCGGUAGUGGCUUCCAGGAGGAACCAUUCUCACCCCUGCUCGGCCACCGGUACGGAGUGACGAGUGUAUGCGUGUCGCCAAAGGGUGCUGUGCUAGCAUCCGCUUCAGUCGAUGGCACGGUCAUACUGUGGAAUCUGAGCAAUGGAGAAAUUUCCAACGUGAUCAAUCAACAAGCCGGUGAAGCAAUUCGUGCUUGCAUUUUCAGUCCCAACGGGUCCACCAUCGUCAGUUCGGACGAUAAUGGUUCUGUUUGCAUCUGGGGACAGGAUAAAAGUCUAAAGUGCCAUGUAAAAGUUCACGAUGAGGCCGUGCAUACUAUCGCUUUUUCUAGUGAUUCGGACAUUCUGCUGACGGCAUGUACGCUUGGCAAUGUGAGACUGUAUGCGGUAAGGAAUGACUUUGCUGGUGAUCUCUCAUCGGCGGACUGCUCGAUCGAUGCUGCCCAUGAUAUGGGGGUACUAUCAGCAGACUUUUGCAAAAUAGUUCAUAUCGAUCCUACCGACAAAUGUUCGUUGAUCUACACCGUCGCUACGUGCGGUACCGAUCAUUACAUCAAAAUCUGGAGAAUCUUCUUCAUGCCAAAUAACAUUAAUCGUAGUCGUCGCUCGCGACUCAUACCGACCAGCCCCCAGGAACACUUUGCCGGACAAUCGACCAUCUACAGUACUGAGGUCAUGAAUGCUAGCUGCGUACAAACGAUAUCGGCCCACGGUAGCUCUGUAACUUGCGUACGGUUUAAUCCGACUGGCACGCUGCUAUUUUCCUGCAGCCUCGAUAAAACAAUCAAAAUCUGGAACCAGCAGGGCACGUGUCUGAAGACGCUGUCGGAACAUUCGCGGUACGUGAAUUGUUUGGCCAUCAACAGCGAUUCGUCGGUGGUUGCAUCCGGUUCGAACGAUCGGACGGUGGUGGUGUGGGAUCUAACGAGCAGGUUAAGCUUAAGCUCGCACAUUACCGGCAUACGCUCGCUGUUGUUCUCGCUCGCUGCGAAGACGGCUGACAUUCCGAUCGAGUUUAUCUGUCCGAUCACGCAUGAGCUGAUGAAGGAUCCUGUGUAUGCGGAAGACGGUUUCACGUACGAACGAUCCGCAAUCAAGGAAUGGUUUUCCCGCGAGAAAGCUGUUUCGCCGAUGACCAACCUGGAAUUGUCUACGGACGAGCUGGUGGAAAAUGGGAAGCUUAAGCAGCAGAUUGAGGAUUACAUGCGGUCCCUCGAGACUGAUGCGGGUGAUGUAAACUGAUCACA